Plasmopara halstedii is the source of this 1626-nucleotide messenger RNA. RefSeq names its product Phospholipase D, Pi-PLD-like-2. Gene Ontology annotation, molecular function: D-type glycerophospholipase activity. The record is from RefSeq and is a predicted model, not a curated record. Gene Ontology annotation, cellular component: plasma membrane. Lineage: Eukaryota; Oomycota; Peronosporomycetes; Peronosporales; Peronosporaceae. The transcript has a single exon. The coding region runs from base 1 to 1626 and encodes 541 amino acids. Gene Ontology annotation, biological process: phospholipid catabolic process.
AUGUCUUCCUUUUCUUUAGGUGAAUUGUCUGAAGGUUUAUCUAAAGCGUUUGACUUCAUCGUCGACUCGUACCAUUUACUGAAGAGAAAUAUCAAGCAUGCAAAUGCGCCUUUUGAUCAGCCUUAUCUUGAGCCAGCGCAAUGGUUUUUGACAGAGGAAGAGAUGAUACGAUCACGGAACGGAUCUCAGAGGGAUGGUUUGGAUCUCUACACGACCGGCAAUUAUGUGGAGCUAUAUGUUGCUUCUGCUGAGUUUUUCAGUGACGUCGCCGACGACAUUAUAUCCUUGGGUCAGGGAGACCUAGUGUAUCUCACAGGAUGGGGAACGAGUAAUGUGCCAUUUAAACCGCAAGAAUCCGACACGAAGCUUUGUGACUUAGCUGAGGGUGCUGUCAAUCGUGGUGCUGAUUGGCGAAUGCUAGUGUGGUCUAACAUCAUGGAACGAGCUCAGAACCAUGAGGUGCGCGACCUGAUCAAUGCACUACCACCACCGGAAAAGUAUGGUCCGGCCCGUUUCGUAUACGAUGAUCGUCUACCAUUUCCUACUUCUUCGCAUCAUCAAAAGUCAGUGAUUAUACGUAAGGGUCGAGAACUUCUAGCCUAUGUAGGUGGAGUUGACCUUACGAGUGAUCGCUGGGAUACCGUCGAGCAUGAUCAAGCCGAACUUCGUGAACGUACAGGAAUCAAGGCCCAGUAUAACGGCUGGAUAGACGCCCAUGCUCGCGUGGAAGGUCCUGCUACCAUAGAUAUAGCGCAAAACUUCCUAGACCGUUGGAAUUCAGAGCCCAAGCCAUCACAGGAUUUGAUGGACAAUCUACUCGACUUCGAAAAUCCUCCCUAUUCAGCACUCCCUAACAUUGAUGAGACGCCACUGGAUAUAAUUGAUUAUGGUCCUCACGCCGUGCAGGUGUGCCGCACAUACAGUCCAGAUUAUCGUCACUAUGAUUUUGCACCGCAAGGCGAGCAGUCCAUUUUCCACGCACGGAUCAAAGCUAUUCACAAUGCUCAAAACUACAUUUUUAUCCAAGAUCAAUACUUUAUUCUGGUACCAGAACUGCUGAAAGCAGUUAUUGACAUUAUGCCUAGCAUUGAGCGACUCAUUGUCAUUAUGCAGCGGUCGGUUGAGGCAGAAUACACAGGCUAUGCUAAGUACCUCUUUGACAUGGUGUCUCCUAUUCAAGAAAAAUUUCCCGCUAAGUUUAAACUUUACACAACGAAAAAAGCGCGCGAGCUGUACAUUCACAGCAAACUAGUUAUUGUCGAUGAUGUGUACGUGUCGUUGGGCUCUGCCAAUUGGAACCGCCGCAGUAUGACAAGUGAUACGGAGAUCGGUAUUAAUAUUGUGGACACAGAGCUGAUAAAGUCACCGGAUGAGAUCAUGGUCAAUAAACUCGCUCGCGACUUCCGAAUUCAAAAAUUUAUGGAGGCGACAAAGUUGUCAUACGAUGAACUCGACGCUAUGACGUUUCUCGAGGCAUGUGAUGCAUUAGAGGCUGCAGCUCAUGACGAUGGUAUAAGUUUAAUUGAGCCAUAUGCUGCAGAAUACAAGGCGCAAUUUCAUCUUGUGUCGGAUGGUCUCCGCCAGAUCGUUGAUCCUGAUGUAGUCGAGAAAAUGACCAGUAAGUAA